CCUUACUUAUAGAUAAGUAAACUCAACAUAUAUUCAUUACCAAAAGUUGUUACUAUUUCAAAGUAUCACUAUACAACUUCAUAUAACUUUUCAAUUCUAUCGUGUACCAUUCCCACUAUAAUUUUAUUUUUUUUGUAACUAUAUAACAUUUAGAAGGCUUACAAUAAAUCUCGUCCCGUGAGCAAAAAGGGUAAGCCAUCUAACUCAGUAUCAAUUUAUAUCAUUUAAUAAUAGUAUUAAGAAGAUUUUUAGUAAUUAAGUUGAUCAAUAAGUUUGUUCUACUAUCUACUGCCUCCAUAACUAACUAAUAGAAUGGCUACUGAAACGGAUUCGACUUCUGUAUCGGCACUACCUAUCGCCGAUAAGUCAACAACCGCACCAGCAAUAGCACCCGUGGAGCAUAGUAAUGAGAAUAACAACAACAAUAACAACAACAAUAAUAAUAAUGGUGAAGAAGAACAACUGAAGACAAAUGAAAACGAAAUAGUCGAAGAUGACAAAGAUGAUGAUAUCAAUAAUAGUCAUGCCAAUAUAACGAUCACUACCAAUAGAGAAUCUCCUUUAAGUGAUAUAGUCAAUUCACCUCCACCUUUUGACUUUUCACUACGCGAAGUUGAUGAUGAAGAUACAGAUACAAAUACCAAUACAAAGAAAUCAGAGGAUAACUCCAAACAUAAUAAAGAUAGUUAUGAAAGUUCAGAGUUAAGUGAAUUGGGCGAAGAUGACUCCGAAGCCGAAACUGAUCAAAUGGACUUUUUGGAUGAAAAUUCGACUUCUGAAACUCAUAACAAUGACGAUAAUGAUAAUGAUGAAGUUGAAGAUAAACAUAAUAUAAUAAAUGGGAAAAUCAAUGGAACUUCUGAUUUACAAGUUUUAUCAAAAUUAACUCAAGAGAUAGCAGGAUGGCCCGAAGGUGGUGAAUCCGAUGCGGCUGAUAUCGAAUCAGAUCAUGACAAACUUUCAGACAAAGAUCCCAUUUCUAAAAAGAGAAGUCUUGAUGAUAAUGAGGGUUCUGAUAAGAAGAGACAUAAUGGACAUAAAGACAUUAAAGAGGAAGAUAUAAUUUCCGAUGAUAAGGAUCUUAAGCAGGAAAAAGAAGAAGAAGAAGAAGAGAAAGAAGAAGAGAAAGAAGAAGGUGAAGAUAUUGCUGUGGAUCAGCAAUUAGAAGAUAAGACAGAUGAAGGUAUACCUGAGGUUGUCAACAAGGAAGAAGAAGAAUCAAAAGAAGAAGUGGAAGUGGAAGUGGAAGUGGAAGAAGCUGAUGGAGAUGAAAAUGCAAAUGGAGAAGUCGAUGCAGAUGCAGAUGCAGAUGCCGACGCCGAAGGAGAAGGAGAAGACGAAGCUGGAGAUUCCAAGAAAGAAGAAGAAGAAGACGAAGAAGAACAUGAUGAAGAGAAGGGAGAAGGAGAAGAUGAUCAAGAACAAGAAGAAAAGGAAGCCGAAGAAGAUCUUGAUGAUGCACAUUUGAAUGAACAACGGAAAUUAGCUAUCCAAGAAUUAAUUUCCAUUGAGGCCUCAUUUGCAGAACUUAGAGAUAAGUUAUAUCAAGAUAAAUUAAAUGUGUUAGAACAUGAACUUCAAUUAUGUUUAGAAGGAUCACAUCCAGAAUUAUCAAAAAUAUAUUAUAAGGUUAAUGGAUUCUAUCAAGAUAGUUUAAAAUUGGCUAAUUCUAAUUUAGCUUAUAAAUUAAAAUGUACUGAUAAAGAGACUAUAGCUACUCGAACUUCAAUUCAUCAAAAUUUCCUUAAGAAUCUUAUGGAUACUAAAAAUAAUAUGAUUAGUGAAACUACUUCAUUAUGGUAUAAAAUCAAUAAAGAAAGAAACCUUCUUGAUCAACUUGUACCUGAUUAUGGAUUUUCUGCUAUUCCUAGUAUAAAUCCAAAUCCAACUGAAGAUGGAAUAGGUAAUAGUUUAAAUACUACCAUAAAUAAUUCUACUUCAGGAGAAUAUAUUAAUGGAAGUGAAAGUACUCCAUUAACUAAAAAGGCAAUUAAACAACAAACACUUAUAGAAUUAGUUGAACAUCGGAAUAGUAUAAACAAUGAAUUGGGUAUAUUAAAUGGAUUAGUUGAAUUCCAUGGAUUUCCUGCUGCCAUUAAUUCAUCUAUUGCUGAUGAAGUAGGCAAAUCUUCUACUGAAGAACUUUUAUUAAGAAAGGCUACACCAGAAGAAAUCAAUGAUGAUCUUACGGCCAUGGGAAUACCGAUAUGACGAUAUGAUCAUGUGACCAGUCUGAUAAUUACACGACUACAUAAGUAUUUGUAUUUGUAUUUGUAUAU
Messenger RNA from Scheffersomyces amazonensis, 2279 nucleotides. Its product is annotated as Rpd3L histone deacetylase complex subunit. Lineage: Eukaryota; Fungi; Ascomycota; Pichiomycetes; Serinales; Debaryomycetaceae. Gene Ontology annotation, biological process: negative regulation of transcription by RNA polymerase II. The transcript has a single exon. Gene Ontology annotation, cellular component: Sin3-type complex. The record is from RefSeq and is a predicted model, not a curated record. Bases 313 to 2211 code for a protein of 632 amino acids. Gene Ontology annotation, molecular function: histone deacetylase binding.